AAAAACUUGAUUUAAGACACCGAAUGGCGGGUAAGGGUAAAGGAAAGAAGAAAGAAAAGAAGGACAAAGAAGAGAGUGGUGAUAAAAAGAAGUCGAAGAAGGGCGGCGGUAGAGCAAAGAAGGGCAAAGCUAAAGGCAGAUGCAACGUCGACAUGCUAACAGAUUCAGCAAUGGAUAAUGUUUAUUACGCUUGUCAUAACGUUCAAGAAUUAUUACAAGCGAGAGGAUUCCAUCCCCAGGAUUUUAAUAAGAAAAAGAAGAAAGGAAAACGCUAAAACAGAAGAUUCAAAUGCUUUGGAGUUUUAUACAUUUAUUUAUUUGAUGCCGUUAUUAAUCAAGUAUUUUAAAAUUGAUCUCUACUGAUUUCUGCUUGUGAGAAAUAAACGUGUACACUUUGACUGCUUCCGUGUCAUUACUUAUGAUAGCAAUAAUUAAAACCAUUGCUUCGUAUACAAUACUAAAAGCUAUAUCUUGUAGUAUUAAUGUGAGCCAAAGAAAUAAACUUCGACUAUAAAUUGCAUCUUAAAGUGGAAUCUAAACUUGUUUCUGGCCGUAGGAACUUGCUUUCCCAAAAGCUAUGUGAGACUAAAGUAGAAUUUAUUAGGGGUUUAAACGUUUAUUGUUGACUUUUGUGUAUCUCGAAAGAAUCAUUUGUAUUUAAGAGUUUAAAAUGUAGGGUAAGUUUUUGUUGCUAUCCCAUGUUAAGAGAUAAUUCUUAAUUCGCAUCGUUAACCUCAAAAUUUACUGAUUAUAUCUCGAUACUUAAUUUUUUUUUAUCCUAGCAUUAAUAAAAAUAUUCUAUAGAUCAUUCCUUGUGAUUAUGACCCAAGAGAUAUCGAACUUGUUUUGAUCAACAACUGAUAUAAGAGUAUUGUAACAAAAAAUAAGAGGAGCUGUAUUGACUAAGGGGUGAGU
Molecule: messenger RNA, 915 nt
Organism: Danaus plexippus (monarch butterfly)
Lineage: Eukaryota; Metazoa; Arthropoda; Insecta; Lepidoptera; Nymphalidae
Product: small lysine-rich protein 1
Exons: 1
Coding region: 24-275 (83 amino acids)
Source: RefSeq, a predicted model, not a curated record